Molecule: messenger RNA, 6088 nt
Organism: Ectocarpus sp. CCAP 1310/34
Lineage: Eukaryota; Phaeophyceae; Ectocarpales; Ectocarpaceae
Source: the annotation of a GenBank genome assembly
AUGGCUAAGGGCGGUGCGACGGCUGGGCGCGCACGCAAGGCUGCCGAGAAGGCCGACUACCCUACCCUGAAGCGUACGGCCGCUGCUACCCUCGAGAAACUCAAAAAAGCUCAGUUGGCGAAGCGUAGAGAGGCUCGAGUCCGCAAAUCGGCGGAGCAGGCCGCAGAGGAGGAGCGACAACUGUUGGCGCGAGAGCGAGUCCUGCGCGCCGAUCUGAAGAAGGAGCUUGGGGAGGAGCAGCGACGUAGAAUCGAGGCGGAGCAACGGGAGCAAGCAGCGAUCGCACACGAGCAGGCCUCGGAGCAUCAGAGGCAGCAGCAGAGGGCUGCUGAUGGAGAGGCGGUGGCGAACGUGCUGACCCAGCUGGGAAUCUUGCGGUUGGAGAAAAAAAUGCUUCAAGAUCAACGCGAGAUGGUUGAGAUUUUUUGUCCACAAGCGGCAAGCGUGAUGGCUGUGCAGCAACAGCAGCACAACGGGAACCGGCUGCUUUCCGCGAAAGACCAGCUCAUCCGCACCCGGAUGGAGAUAGAGCAAGCGAGGAGGGAGCUGGAGGCGGCGUCGGCGUGGGGAAAGGUUGCCGAGACGAGAAAUGCUAAUUUGAGGAAAAAGGAACAGCUUCACGUCCAUGCUGUUGCCUUGUCUCCAAAAACCGCGAGUGAAAUUGCUGCUGCUAAAGCUGAGCUGGUAGAACCGCUGUCGAAAGCGUUCGCAAAUUCCACGUUCACUAAGGAACAGCAAACUCGUAUUUUGGACCUGUGCGCAAAAUAUCGUCCCGUUUUUUCGCUGAAUCGUAAGGAGCUUGGUAAAUGCACAACUGCUCAAGCCAGGCUUCCUAUGCCGCCUAACACGAAACCGGUUAACCAUCGUCCCUACCGCGCAAAUCCGCACACUGAAGCCGUUAUCCAAACGUGCGUUAAGGACAUGCUUGACGAUGACAUCAUCGACGAGCUGCCUGGUCAAUGGGGUUCCCCCGUUACUUUCGUCGCGCGUAAUGAUGGUAAACCUCGUUUUUGCGUCGAUUUCCGAAGCACCGUCAACAAGCACCUCAUUCGCAAGACCUGGCCUCUAGCGAACAUGGAGUCCAACCUUGACUCUGUCGGCAGCGCCAAGUUCAUCAGCGUUGCAGACGUCCAGUCAGCGUACUGGCAGAUUCCUGUUCAUCCUGACCACGUCGAAAGGACAGCCUUUGUCACCAACUCUGGCAAGUACUGUUACAAGCGGAUGCCGUUUGGUGUUUGUAAUGCCCCAUGGAUUUUUACUGAGAUGGCCCAUAAAACGUAAGGCCAUAAUCCCGAAUUGUUGAUUUACAUGGAUGAUUUCUGUGUGCUUCCAGCAACUUUCGAGCAUCAUAUGAACUCUUUGGAGAGCAUGUUCGUAGCUCUCCAAGCAGCAGGUCUGACAUUGAAACCUUCGAAGAUUUCGUUUGGCCCCAAGUCCAUCGAGUAUUUGGGACAUAUUAUUUCGGCUGAAGGUAUUUCUGUCGGGAAGGAUCGUAUCAAAGCCGUCCAAAACCUUCCUACUCCUCGUUGCCUGAAAGAUCUUCGCUCAGUACUCGGGGUGGUUAAUUUUGUGCGCCGGGUCAUACCGGAUUAUGCAGAAACAACCAAUCCGUUGGUGGAGUUAACUCGCAAAGAGUACGCCACAAAAUCACGUUUCGUAAAAGCUUGGAACAAAUCGCACGACGCAUCGUUCGCUCAUCUAAAGCGGUUAUUAACUUCAGCGCCCGUUCUACACUUCCCAGACUUCGAUCGGGAAUUCGUAGUUCAUGUGGAUGCAUCCGAACAUGGGUGUGGCGCGUUUCUUGCCCAGCCGUCCAAGGCUGAUCCAGAGUCUCUUGACAUGAUUGCGUAUUAUAGUCAUAGAUUCAAACAUGGACAGCGUCAUUACUCUGCGUCUAUGAAAGAGUGUUGCGGUGUGGUUCUUGCAAUUUCGCAUUGGCGACCGUACUUAUUUGGGAAACACUUUACGGUGAUCACGGAUCAUCAAGCGUUGACUCAUCUUUUUUAUAUGCAAGACACCAGCAACAUGCUCACUCGUUGGGCUAUCGCUCUUCAAAAUUAUGAUUUUACCGUCAAACACGUAGCGGGAAAAUUGAACGUCGUACCCGAUACGUUAUCUCGUUUAUUUGGCGAAAUUGAGUCCGAAACCAUAUCACACAAACCGGCCCUAGCGUCGAUUUGUAGGAAUGUGCCGAGUGAUCGUCCGUACCAUCCUCCUGGCCCUCGUGACUACGAAAUUUCUGCCGAUUCGUUGAACGAUGUUGAUAUCGUCCAUAAUGGCAACGAACUGUUCGCUAGUGCUGUAUCGCUAUUUCUUGUACUGCAUCCCGCUAAAUUGCGAAGAGAACAGUACAAAGAGUCCGGUCCGUAUAUCGACUACGUCAAGAAACCCAAAACAGCACCGUUACCGUCUAGCGAAAAUAAAGGCACCAUGAGUAAUUACUUCUUGAAUGAGAACGUUUUAUUCAGGUCGUACUUACCAGGGUAUCUUCGUAAACGCAGUUCGUUUCGUGAUCAACUUGUCGUUCCUACCGUUUUGCGUGCGUUAGUCUUGGAUUCUUGUCAUGAUGCUCCUGCGUCAGGGGGUCAUCUAGCGUUCAAAGCCACGUACGAUAGACUCAGAGAUCGUUUUUGGUGGCCGACCAUGUCUAGAGAUGCGUCCAAACACAUUCAGCAUUGUCUGUCGUGCCAACACCGAAAAACGUCCCACAGACGACCGUUAUUACCUGUGGGUCACCGUCCCGUUACUCGUCCGUUUCAGUGUGUCGCGAUCGAUCUCGUUGAAUAUAACUCCGUAUCGCAGGGUUGCAAGUACGUCUUGUCGGUCAUCGAUCACCUGACUCGUUUUCUCGUGUUGAUUGCUAUUCGUGAUAAAAAAGCAACAACAAUUGCACAGGCUCUCGUAGAGCGUGUCUUUUCCGUUUUUUCUCCCCCUGAAACGUUACACAGUGAUCAGGGCACUGAGUUCGAGAAUGAGUUGGUUAAAGAGUUGCAGGCCGUGUUUGGUUUCAAAAAAACUCGGACGUCCGCGUAUCGGCCGCAAGGUAACUCUGUAUUAGAGCGCGUGCACAGCACAAUGCAUGGCAUGCUCGCAAUGUAUGCAAACGUUCGGUUUGAUAAUUGGGCUGAGCUUUUACCGUUUGUGCAACUCGCCCAUAACACCGCGUACAACCAAACUCUUGAGGAAACUCCUCACUAUCUGAUGUUUGGUCGCCAGGCUUUGCUUCCCGUGGAUGUCAUUCUUGGUGUACCGUCUCAUGAUAGCUCUGCUUCGCGUAUGGAAUAUUCACGUCGUACCGUGGAUAACUUGCAACUCGCGUAUGAGAUCGCUCGUCGUAAUUUGAAAGAGCGAACUGACAAGCAAGCAGACUCGAACGAAAAUUUAUCCGUACCGCAGUUUACUCCUGGGGAACAAGUUCUCGUACAUCGUCCCCACACCGUUAUGGAUGGCCCCAAUCCCAAGCUGAUCAGCCCUUGGCAUGGCCCAUUCACCGUUCGUUCAAAAGUAUCACCCGUCAUCUAUCGUGUUUGCAAAGACGGAGAACUCGCGGAAACGUCAGUACACUUGGGUCGUAUGAAAAAGUACUAUGCUUUUCAACGUGAUUCUGUCCCCGAUUUUUCUGAAUUGGAUGAGAUGUUUUUGGGACAAACCCUUCCAAUUCCCGAUUUGGAUGGUACCGUGUUUACCGUAAAAAUUGGACCGUACGUCGUCGAGGGGAUAGACAAAUUUAAACGUGGAGCAGAAAAACCGUCUCUCCACAACUUCCAAUAUCAUUUCCUCUUCAAAGACCGUCCUGAAAGUCUUGGGUGUAGGAAGCACUUCAAAGAAGUACCCCAGUGUCACGAGAUGAUCCGUUCAUAUCGAGCGUGCGUUCUUCGUGAUAAUCCGCACGCCUUUGAUCAUCUUCCUAGAAAGUAGCACUCGUAGCUGCUUCGUAUCGUGUCUCGUGCUGCGUUUGCCUUAUUCGUUUCGUGUUUCGUUUUUUUACAAGGGCUAUGUUUAUUUUUUAUAUUUUUGUGUGUACAUACUGUACUUCGUAUAUUUUAUUGUUCGUCGUCCAGCACGAUCGUUUCGUAGUGCCCGCCGUCCCCAACGUUCCUUCGCAGUCCGGCCGGACAUUGACGUUGUUGGUGGAUACGCCCACGUUGGAUGCAACACCUCGUGGAAGUCGGCAGGCGGAGCCUAGUUUGCGUCGAGAUUCGCCCUCCGCGAACCAAGCAUGGUUGCGUGUCUUCGUUUCGUCGGACAUGCAGAAUAGCGCACGUCAUUUUUAAGGCAUGACGUUGCCCGUUCGUUGUGUGAUUAAAUUUUACUAUAUAUAUUUCGCUAUUUCAAUGACGUACGACAUAGUACCUCGUGCGAGCUCCGUAAACGUUUUCAAUUAUGAUUGGAACGUACGUCCGUGUAUAGACUAUCGUGCGUGGUGUGAAGCGUCCAUUGCCGUUGUGUCGCUGUCCUUGAGAUACGAGUGCGUCGUAUGGGGUCAGUUGAUGCUUUAUGUGAGCGAAUAUGCGUGAUCGGAAGUUCGUCGUUUUCUCGUCCACUCCGUCCUGAAUUGGGGGGUGAUAUCGUCUCACUUGCAGUUUGGGGGAAUUGCAAUUGAUAAUCGAAUUCUGGAUCCAUGCACUUUUGCAUUGUUUACACGGUUUUGUUCAUGCCCGAUUUGUCUUGUCGUUUGUGUGGUGGAUUUUCAUUCCAUACAUCGUUUCUCGCGUGUCGUCCAUCGCGAAAGAGUAGAUGGUGGUCUUGGCCGUGCAAGAGGAACCACAAGAGGACCGGACUUUCGUUCCACUACUGCGUCAAAUCCAUGCUACAGCACAUCAUUUGCUGUACUCGUAAUCACCAUUCGUCGUCGUUCGCCUAUGCAGCACCUCUCAAUUGCGCGAUCGCAUGAGAAGGUCGUAUCGUUACCUCUCCACGAGCUGUGCACAUAUGUUCGUUCGUUGUUGCCGCUGCAUAUCGUUUGAGCAACGUUUUCCCAGCGGGUCGACCCUCGUCAUUUGCCAUCCGACACUUGUGAAAUUUAAGCCUUGCAAGCAACCGUCUUUCACAUGUGCAAUGUCAAAUUAUUUUUCGUUGCUGGAUGUUCGUUACGUGCAACUACCAAGCAGUUCACGGCGUUGUCUCAAGGUACUACUGUACAGUUUUUUUUUACACUAUCGGUGCAAGACGCGCACCGGAGUGAUGCUUUUUUCUGUACACACGUCGUUCGUCGUACGGUAGAUCACAUGUUGCCUACAGCGCCGAGGCGGACUGAAGUGACAUGUUCCGUACACCUUUCGUCAUCUGUGUAGUUAUUCGUUCGUCGUACGGGAAUAGUUGCCAAAAUUCCUGAAUUGCUCUCGUGCAAGCUGUGGUGGUGACUGCGCUAUGUACGAUCGAUGCUCGGAUGAGAUAUUUUGGUGACACGUUCCAAAUUUCAUAACUACAAAACACAAAGCGUUCGUUGAAUGAUGGCAGUCGCCGUACGUUUCGGCCCAAGUCAUUCAACUCAUGUUUUUCAUCAGUACUUCACAAUUUCAUACAAUCUGAGGUAUUUAUGUCAUUCUUGUAUCUUUCAAUCCGGAUUCAGGCCCCGAGAUUGAAGAUAGGGGGGUUGUGUGAAUGCCACCUCAGACUGUCGUAGAUUGUGACGUCAGAUGACCUGUCGGAGAUCUACCUUCGGGGUGUUACCACAGAUAGAGUCAGUGCAGGUUGGAUGCUGAACCUUGCUUCAACACAAGGUUGAUCCCCACCUGCCUCACACACACUCGACUCAACGUUCCGUACAUCAGCCUCUCCACCAGAGGUUGAUCCGGUGUGUAUCCACACCGCCCAUCCUUAAGGGAACUUGCUCACACGCGAACCUGGAGACAACAGUCUCAUACAUAAGAUAAUAUUAACGUGACCAAUACCGUGUUUUCGACAGUCCAAGCGCCUCAAGAAACUUCAUGAAGCCCGCCCACGUCGCCUACCUCACGAUUGAUCCAAAUACCGUUUAUUUGGUACUCUGUCAGCCCCGCAAAGCGCAAGCGCUGCACUCUGAAGUCGAACAGUCCUGAAUAGUGCCAAGCCGGCACUAUAGAGGGAUUUUCAGGCCCUGAAUAGU